CAGCCGAAUGGAUAAGCUCUCUUUUAAAAUCAAAACGGCCCGCCCAAUUAUGAAGGCCCAACCCAACCCAUUUUCCUCCUCCAAAGCCGAUCGAGGACGUCAAAGGGUUGGCUGUCACUCAAAAGUUGAAGAGAUGGCGAGUAGGAGGGAUGGAGAGAACAAGGGUUUGCUGUGGAAGCUUCCAGUCCUCAAAACCCAGCAACUCGGCAAGUUGGGUCCCGCCUUUGGCUUCGGCGUUGGCUGUGGUGUCGGAAUCGGCAUCGGCCUCCUCGGCGGCGUAGGAAUUGGUCCUGGGAUUCCCGGCAUGCAAGUUGCUUUUGGCGUUGGUGCUGGAUGCGGAGUUGGGUUAGGAUUUGGCUACGGCGCUGGCAAGGGCGUCGCUCGUGAUGACAUCCGAAAGUACUCCAAUGUUGGCAAUCUCUUUUAUGGUGAAAAUGUUGGCAGUCGUUCUGGAAAUCCCACCUCCCAGGAUGAAAUAGGCGCUCUUGUUGACGAGCUUGUUGAUAAUACCAAGAAACUGGUCAGAGCUACUACAAGAGAGAUCGACAAGUGGACAAAAUGAGUUGAGCAGCAGCAGCUUGCUUGCUGAGUUCUAGGGUACACAUUUUAAUGGGGGAUUAUUUAGGCAUUGGGGUCAUUAGGGAUAAUACAUGUUUUGUGUGCAUCUAGGCAUACAAAGUUUGCUUAUGUUAUUUUUACAAGUCUGUUCUUAAGUUGCUACACCUCUUUAAUUUGUGUACAGUAUGGUUUAUCUCAAGCUUUGGAAGAUGAAAUCAAUAAUGGAUUGUGAAUUUCCUUUUAGAGUUUGGCAGCUUCACAUGCCUUUAUAUAUGUCAGUUAGGUUU
This is a messenger RNA of Fragaria vesca subsp. vesca, 845 nucleotides long. RefSeq lists its product as uncharacterized. The record is from RefSeq and is a predicted model, not a curated record. The transcript has 3 exons. The coding region runs from base 8 to 562 and encodes 184 amino acids. NCBI's taxonomy places the organism in Eukaryota, Viridiplantae, Streptophyta, Magnoliopsida, Rosales, Rosaceae.